UGUUCCCCCAGCUGUUUCCUGUCUACAGUGUCUGUGUUUUGUAGAUAAAUGUGAGGAUUUUCUCUAAAUCCCUCUUCUGUUUGCUAAAUCUCACUGUCACUGCUAAAUUCAGAGCAGAUAGAGCCUGCGCAAUGGAAUAAAGUCCUCAAAAUUGAAAUGUGACAUUGCUCUUCACAUCUCCCAUCUCUCUGGAUUUCUUUUUGCCUCAUUAUUCCUGCUAACCAAUUCAUUUCCAGACUUUGCACUUCAGAAGCAAUGGGGAAAAUCAGCAGUCUUCCAACCCAAUUAUUUUAAGUGCUGCUUUUGUGAUUUCUGGAAGGUAAAGAUGCACAUCAAGCCCUCUUCGAAUCUCUUCUACAUGAUCCUGUGCUUGCUCACCUUUACCAGUUUUGCCUCUGCCGGACCAGAGACUCUCUGCGGGGCUGAGCUGGUGGACGCACUUCAGUUUGUGUGUGGUGACAGGGGCUUUUAUUUCAACAAGCCCACGGGGUACGGCUCCAGUAGUCGGAGGGCGCCUCAGACCGGCAUAGUGGAUGAGUGCUGCUUCCGGAGCUGUGACCUGAGACGGCUGGAGAUGUAUUGCGCACCCCUGAAGCCUGCCAAGGCAGCCCGCUCUGUCCGAGCCCAACGCCACACAGACAUGCCCAAAGCUCAAAAGGAAGUACAUUUGAAGAACAUAAGUAGAGGAAAUGCAGGAAACAAGAACUACAGAAUGUAGAAAGUCCUAAGAAUAAAGAAUGACAUACCACCCACAGGAUCCUUUGUGCUGCACCAAGUUAUCUGUUGAACACAAGAAAACCUACCAAAAAAGUUUGAUAAUAACAGUGAAAAAGAUGGGCAUUCUCCCCAAUGAAAUAUGCAAGUAAACAUUCCAACAUUGUC
This is a messenger RNA of Suncus etruscus (white-toothed pygmy shrew), 882 nucleotides long. It is a transcript of the gene IGF1, whose product is annotated as insulin like growth factor 1. Gene Ontology annotation, molecular function: growth factor activity; hormone activity. Bases 326 to 718 code for a protein of 130 amino acids. The transcript is spliced from 4 exons. Gene Ontology annotation, cellular component: extracellular region. Lineage: Eukaryota; Metazoa; Chordata; Mammalia; Eulipotyphla; Soricidae. The record is from RefSeq and is a predicted model, not a curated record.